UAUAAAUGUACCAGUCAUCCAGGUAGGUUACUUCAUAUCCUCUUGUUAAUGCUGAAGGACUGAUCUGUGAGCUGGAGACUUUCAGUGUGCAGGAACAUCUCUCUAGAGAUCUGACGUGGGGUUCGGCAUCGCAGUUACGCUGAGCAGUCACAGAUCUGACCAUUCGCAGAAUGCAGGCCCUGCAGAUUGGCGCCGUGGUUUGUGCUUUCGUCAGCCUUCUGCUGCUCCUCAUUGCCCUGGGCUCAGACUACUGGCUGGAAAAUGAAGUGAGCUACGCUGGCCUCUGGAGAUCUUGUGUUAAUAUUGGAUUAGGUGAAACUUGCGUUUCAUUUGGGAUGGAUGUGAGAGAUUACGUCCAUGCUACCCGAGCCUUCAUGUUCUUCGGGAUGAUCGCUGGAGCCGUCUCUUGCAUUGGUCUUUGUGGCACCUUUUUUAGCGUGCAAUUUGGCUCCAUCUCCAAGGCCAAGACCGCAGCCAUAGCCAGCAUUGUUGCAGCUGGUUGCGUCCUGAUUGCCAUGGCCACCUUCACAGGGUGUGCGGGAACACAGUUCAGUUAUGGAUGGUCUUUUGGCUUGGGCUGGGCCUCCUUUCCUCUCUUCCUUAUAACUGGUGGGCUGGCUUUCCGCGUGAAUCCUGCUGCAGCAGAAUGAGGAAAAGAGUGUGCUACAAUUUCAGAUGAGCUAUGUUGAUAUCACAAACACAGUCUACACUGGAACAAGUUGGACCUGAAGGAAAUGACUAUACUUUCAUGAUGAAGAUGACACAUUAUACAAUAUUAAUGGCAUUAAGGAAUGGCAAAUUCACAGCACAUUGCAAUCCGUUAACUGAAUACUGAACCAGCCAACUUGGUGCCCUCAAAAUGCUGUUGUGUUACAAAGUAGGGCUGCCAAAUCUUCUAAACCAAAGAAGAGGACAUAAAAAAUUCAUGAUUAAUAAAUAAUGAUAAUAAUAAGGGGGACAGUAGGCUUUGUGAAACUGCUCAGCUGAGCAGUUACAGCGCUGGGCUGGGGGCUCUGUAAAACUGUUUGGCUGUGGGGAGUGUGGUUGCCGCUCCCCGCAGCUGAGCACUUAAAGGAGUCCCCGGCCUGGCAUUGGUUUGCCAACGCGAGCAAGGGGGAGCACUGGGGCGGGCACAGCUGGGGAUUGGGAGCUCUCCUGUGCCCCAGAUGAACCACGCAAAGGAGCCCUGACGCUCCUCCUGCUCUGAGGCAUGCCGCUUCCGCUUGCCGGGCACAGCUGUUCAUGCUCCUGGAAGGCAGUUCCCGAGCACACGUGUGCUUUGUCUAAAACCACAAACCCUGGACAUUUUGGCAAUAAAAAAGAAAUCCCCCCAGAUGGUGUUUUCACCCUUUAUAUACCAGAUAUGUCCUGGAAAAACUGGUUGUAUGGCAACCCUAGUUAUAACUCCCAUCAUCCUUGUCCGUUGGCCAUUGACCAUGCAAGCUGGGGCUUAAAGGAGCUGGAGUUCACCAACAUCUGGAGAGCAACAGAUAAGCUACUGCCAAUUCAGAA
Molecule: messenger RNA, 1512 nt
Organism: Podarcis muralis (Common wall lizard)
Lineage: Eukaryota; Metazoa; Chordata; Lepidosauria; Squamata; Lacertidae
Source: RefSeq, a predicted model, not a curated record